This is a messenger RNA of Aphanomyces astaci, 414 nucleotides long. RefSeq lists its product as hypothetical. The record is from RefSeq and is a predicted model, not a curated record. The transcript has 2 exons. NCBI's taxonomy places the organism in Eukaryota, Oomycota, Saprolegniomycetes, Saprolegniales, Verrucalvaceae. Bases 1 to 414 code for a protein of 137 amino acids.
AUGCAGUUUGCCCUCCUGGCAACUUUGGGCUUGGCACUCUCAGUGGUGCGGGCAGCCCCGUGCGACGAAUCUCAACUCGCUGCCAACCAAGUCGCUAUAAACGAAUGGACACUGAAUGACGCUUGUGCAAUUGCCCUGGGAAAGACCACGAGCGAAACGUGGUACUCGGCGUUUCAAAGUGUGGACACUGGGUCAAUCAACACGUUCACAACUCAGUAUUGUGGUUCGUCAGCUUGCGUCGCCUUGACCACGUCAACCAAUGCCAAAUAUACAACGUCCAAACCCCUGAACCAAGCCCUGAACCAACUCCUGAACCUACCCCCGAGCCUACCCCUGAACCUACUCCUGAACCUACUCCUGAACCGACCCCUGAGCCAACACCAGAACCAACCCCUGAACCAACGCCUGAACUAA